Pelmatolapia mariae (spotted tilapia) is the source of this 2044-nucleotide messenger RNA. Its product is annotated as leptin receptor gene-related protein. Bases 246 to 638 code for a protein of 130 amino acids. NCBI's taxonomy places the organism in Eukaryota, Metazoa, Chordata, Actinopteri, Cichliformes, Cichlidae. Gene Ontology annotation, biological process: late endosome to vacuole transport via multivesicular body sorting pathway; negative regulation of growth hormone receptor signaling pathway. Gene Ontology annotation, cellular component: endosome. The transcript has 4 exons. The record is from RefSeq and is a predicted model, not a curated record.
ACGUUGGUGAAUGGUGUGAGGUGAAACUUUUUGCCCGUCAAGAUUACAGUAUAUCGGUAAAGAAGUUCAAGCCCCAGCUAGCCGCAGAGCUACUGUAGCUUUAAGGAGGUCACCUGAUGCAAAGAAAGGAAAACCCGACCGAGGAAGCAGGAAGUUCCUGUACGACGACAUCGAGCCCGAGCACGUAAACAGUGCACAAAGAGCAGAAAUAAACACAAAGAGGGGGUUUUCAGACGUUGACCGCAAUGGCAGGCAUUAAAGCACUGGUUGGUUUGUCCUUUAGUGGUGCUAUUGGACUGACAUUUCUUCUGCUGGGCUGUGCAUUAGAAUCGUACGGGGUCUACUGGCCGAUGUUUGUCCUGAUUUUCUACGUAUUAAGUCCCAUCCCGACCUUCAUAUCCAGACGCCUCAGUGAUGACUCUGAAUCCAGCAAUGCCUGCAGAGAGCUGGCCUAUUUCUUAACAACUGGCAUUGUGGUAUCAUCGUUUGGACUACCCAUUGUUUUGGCCCGUACCAACACCAUCAAGUGGGGCGCCUGUGGAUUGGUGAUGACCGGAAACGCCGUCAUCUUUCUCACCAUCUUAGGCUUUUUUAUCGUGUUUGGAGGCGGGGAUGACUGGAGCUGGGAGCAGUGGUAAAGUGCCGUUGGAAAGUGGACAGACAGACAGAUGGGUGGGUGGGUGGAUAGUUGAACGAACAGACUGCAGACUGAGGGGCACAUGUGUCCUGCACUCAAUGGGGGAUGAAGCUCUAGUGUAGGCAGCAAAAUGUCAAAUGAAACCAGCGUGUUGUCAUGCUGAUUUUUAUACUGGGGUGGGGAUUAGGUUUGGAAAUAACUGUGUGCCCUGUAAUGUGCCUUACGUCUGGGACCAGGGAGAAAUGAAUGUCUGUACCCCUCUUAUGUGCCAUCAAUAUCCACAUUAAUACAUAUAUGAUUAUUUUCUUCGUCUUGCCUUUGUUUCAGUUGCUGAAUCACCCUGCUCACUGCAGCUAUUAUGCCUCAGUUAAUCAAUAUCCUAAAGGGAUCCUAAAGAAUAACUAUUGUAAUGUAUACUGCAAAGCUUAUACUGCAUUAUCUGUCCUCAUUGUUUAAGGGAGGAGUUAUAGCUUGCUUAUUAUUAUGAGCACUCUUUGCUAGUACAGAGCAAGUUAUAGGACUCCUAAUCAGGUGAAGAUAUAUUUGUGUUAAGUAUGUUGUUUUGCUUUUGUUUUUGUUUGUGUGUUUCAUUCCUCAAGCAUUUUAUUUUUUGUGUUCUGGUGCAAUUGUUUACAUUUUCACCAAAGAUCAUUUCUAGACUGCAAUUCUACUGGAGCAUAUUCACCACUAAACUAUAUUUUAAAAAAAUAAAUAAAUGUCCGCUACACAGUAACACGAUCCUCAAAAGCCAGCCGAGGCAUCUGAAAAAGAGCUCUUUGUACGAUCAGUCCAGAAAAAGUAGCCAUUAAACUUUAUUCUUCUGUACAUUACAAAGCAAUCCAUAAUCCUGACAAAAUGUUAUGGCAUAAUGAAUUCAGUUUUCUUUUUUUUUUACUUGUUGAAUGGUAAAUACUGUACAUGUUUGCUAUUUUUGUCCUAGUAGGUGCCUUCUCUCGCAUACUUCUUCACACACGCCUGCCUUAGACAAUGCACCUUUCAAAGGGUCUGGUUGUAAUUUGUUUUUCACCAUCAGGGCCCGGUGAAAUCUUUAACUGUAAUUUAACAUUUGCAUCCUCGCAUGUAAUGUUCCCAUAGUCAGUCAAUAACUAAUGGUGAGCUUUGUUUGAUCAGCAUGUGUAACGAAAACUGUCACAGAAAGAAAUGUUCUCAGAAAAUUUCUGAUUUCCUAAACAUCUGCUACACAGUUGCUUUUCAGAGGGAAAUGUUGUAUUGUUUGUAUGUAACUGACAUGUUCAAGUCUAUCAACGGGAAGAAAGUGUACGUUCUCUGUUGUGACUGCUAUAUUCACACUUUAAAGACACUAAGGAGUGCCUAAGAGUUCUGUAAGUUUUUUUUAUAAGCUCCUGAUUGCACUUUUCUAACACUGAUUAAAACUCUCUGUGUAGU